UCCACGCUGCUUCAGCUCCGAUCAACAAACCACAGAAAGGAAAAAAUCAGCUUCACAAGAGGCCAAGGAGAUAAUAAAAAAAUUGAAAGACAUUCCAGUAAAGGAAGACAUACGCACGCUUCCCAAUUUCCUCACGCUUACAAGGUUGCUAAUAAGCCCAGUCAUUGGAUAUUUGAUACUAAACGAAAACUAUAAAGUUGCUUUUGCCGCAUUUUGUUAUGCUGGAUUUACUGAUGUGCUUGAUGGUUAUAUAGCGCGUCAUUAUAAUAUGCGCACGAUGAUUGGGACUAUUAUAGAUCCUGCUGCUGAUAAGACGUUGAUGACAAUCAUGACUGUCAGUCUGGCUGCUAAGGGAUUAUUACCAACCCCACUAGCUAUCAUUAUUUUAGCCCGAGAUGCAGGAUUAGUUAUUUCAUCCUUUUACUAUCGCUUCAUCUCUUUGCCACCACCAAAAACAUUGUUACGAUAUUUCGAUAUUUCGAUUUCGUCGGCUGAAGUCAGACCCAAUUUGAUAGGCAAGGUCAAUACGGCACUUCAACUAGCCCUCAUGGGGGUCACUUUAUGCACACCGGCUUUCAACUUGCCAAUUACGCCUGGAUUAACUGCAUUACAAUAUACCGUCGCCGUAACAACAAUAUGGUCCGGAUUCAGUUACGUCUUCUCAAAGGAUGUGAUCAGAAUUCUCAAACCACCCAGCGAUGAUUCGGAUGAUCCAGUCAAAUGA
This is a messenger RNA of Paraglomus brasilianum, 724 nucleotides long. NCBI's taxonomy places the organism in Eukaryota, Fungi, Glomeromycota, Glomeromycetes, Paraglomerales, Paraglomeraceae. The record is from the annotation of a GenBank genome assembly.